ACAUGUCUUAUUCUGUGAGAGAUUGAGAUUCCAGACCCUUCACAUAUGUCUUAUUCUUUGCUUGGCCUUAGUUUUGUAUUGCCUUUAGAAGAAAAGAACAUAUAAUCAUCUGCCAAACAAUACAUUGAAAACCACCUUGUAUUUCUGGCUGUUGAAAACGAGAUCCAAUGCCAUUUUCCCUCAGCGUGAAAGAUAACAGCAGGGUUUGGAAUAUUUACUCAUUUUUGUUCUCUGGGAAUGGAGUCUUUGACACUUCCCUCAAGUAGUUCCACACAUUCUUGCUUGCUAUUUUUGGCUUUCUGGUCUAAUGUUUCAUCUAUACAAGUCAUAAUGGUUUACUGCAUUUUAGGUGCUAUAAGCCCUUUGUUCUUCACGGGAUAUGUUAAACUUGAUGACCAGAAGAAACUUGAAUGGAACAACAGAGGAUUUUCCACUUUCCAUGCGCUCCUUGUAGCAGCUGCUUCUUUAUAUCUCUUGCUUGAAUCAGACCUUUUCCGUGAUGGUGCUCAGGAUGAGUUAAUGAUAAAUAAAACAUCAGCUUUUUCAGACACCAUACUCGGGAUCUCCACUGGCUACUUUCUGGCAGACUUGGCAAUGAUUUUCUAUUACUUCCCAGCCUUGGGCGGAACAGAGUAUGUCUUACAUCACGGACUUUCAAUGUUUGCAAUUGUUCAAUCCCUUCUAAGUGGUCAAGCACAAAUAUAUAUAUUUAUGGUACUCUUUACUGAGAGUACGACUCCCUUUGUUAAUUUAAGAUGGUACCUGGAUGUUGCUGGUCAAAAGAACUCUCAGCUCUAUGUCUGCAAUGGAGUAGCUUUAUUUCUUGGGUGGCUGGUUGCAAGAAUUUUCUUGUUUCUAUUCUUUUUCUAUCACAUGCUUAGCCAUUUUGAUCAGAUCAAGAAAGUUUAUCCAUUGGGAUUCUAUAGCUUGUUAACUGUACCUCCUGUUUUGGCACUGCUGAAUAUCGUCUGGUUUUGGAAAAUCGCAAAAGGUUUGAUUAAGACUUUGAGAAAGGCAAGACACAGCCAGUAGCACACAACUACUACUACUACUCUUUUGGAGCUUGUGCAGGUACUUGUGUGCUGCCAGGGUUAUGAUUUAUGAAAUUAACCUCUAUGUACAUCAAGUACAGCUGUUUUCCAAUCCCUACUUCUUCAUUGAGUUACUGAGCCAACAAAACAAGUGAAAGAAGUGAUUGUAAACUAACAAUUUUACAGUAUCUUUGUCAGAAAUUGCUAAUCAUAAACGUGACAUCUCUUUCAUUAA
Molecule: messenger RNA, 1266 nt
Organism: Solanum dulcamara
Lineage: Eukaryota; Viridiplantae; Streptophyta; Magnoliopsida; Solanales; Solanaceae
Exons: 8
Coding region: 238-1032 (264 amino acids)
Biological process (GO): lipid homeostasis
Cellular component (GO): membrane; endoplasmic reticulum
Source: RefSeq, a predicted model, not a curated record